UACCAUAGUCUUUCACAUUUGCAUUUUGCAAUGUCUUCCUUCGUGCAUUUUUACUCAAUUGUUACCAUUCUUCUCUUUGCUCUCCCUCCACUUGAGGUCACCUCCCACCACCACCACCACCACCACCACCACCAUAACCAUAAUGGACUCAAAUCUCUUCAUUUUGCACUUUUCCAACAUGAAACCAUAAACAAAACCGGUUACAUCAUUGUUAACGGAGUGGCUGGUCCACCUGUAAGCCAAACCACCACUCCGUUUGGGACCUUGUUUGCUUUUGAGGAUCCCUUAACUUUAAAACCAAACUAUACUUCCAAAGUUGUUGGAAUGGCCCAAGGAACCUCGAUCACUUCAGGACUAGAUGGGCUUCAAAGCAUCUCUAUUGCCUCAAUCGCUUUGAAUGUGAAGAAACAUAAAGGGUCUAUAUCCGUUGUUGGGGUCACACAUAACACCAAGCAUGCAAAUCAUCCUGUUGUCGGAGGCACAGGUGACUUUUUGUUUGUUCAAGGUUAUGUGACAUCAUCUCCGGUCAAUCUUGUAGGUUUGACUGUUACGUACAAGAUUGAGUUUCAUCUUUAUUGGCCUUAUGCAUCUUCUAAACCCUAAACUUCAUCAAGAACAAAUAUUUGACUUCGUUGUUUGUAGAAUUCUACAUGAGAUGGAAGGCUAGUUUUAUGAUUAUGUUUUUCUUUUCCUAUUGUUAAAAAUAAUACUUUUACCUUUUUAAUAAGAGUAAGAGUGUAAGACUGUAAGAGCCUAGCUACUAGAACAACGGUUCUAUUUAUACAAACAAGCAAAUUAAUUCCGUGACUGCA
Molecule: messenger RNA, 812 nt
Organism: Lactuca sativa (garden lettuce)
Lineage: Eukaryota; Viridiplantae; Streptophyta; Magnoliopsida; Asterales; Asteraceae
Product: dirigent protein 19
Source: RefSeq, a predicted model, not a curated record